CCGCCUCCUCCGCCUCCUCCCGCCCCCUCCUCCCGCCAUGACUUCCACGGCGGCCGCAGGGCGCCUCGGGGACGUGCACUUCAGACCGCGGAGCGGACAGUUCCGCAAGACCUUGGCGACAGCUUGCCUCUGGAGCCACGGAGCCUUGUCUGGGCACAUAUGAAUAAUGUACCACUGCUCGCCGAGAUAGUGGAACGCGCUUGUCUAAUUGCAGAGGCAUGUGAUGAUCGAUCUGAUCUGCGAUGAGGAGCAGGCUGAAGAGCGCGCUCGAGGGAGAUGUCAUCGACGCCAGCAGAGAGACCGCCUCGGUGCGCCACAGCCGACCACCUCCUCGUGGCAAAGUUCCCUGGCGUGCACCUCGCCUUGCCUCUAGCUUCCUCCUUGGCACUCCUCUCCCCAGUUCUCCUUGGUGUUAUCAUGCCCUCUCUAUCUGCCCUCCACUCGCAGCCCUGCCUCGGAUGGAGCAUCGCGGUGUGCGCGGUGGCAGCCUGGGUCGUGGUCGUCUACACGACGCUGGUGGCCAAGGCCAUGCCAGUAACUGGCUGGGCGGUGCUGGACUGGGUGCGGGCAGACACGUUCUUCUGCCACCUGCUGCCGAUGCUGCUGCCGACGCUGGUGCUGUUCCGGUACUGGAGCUGGUAUUCGCUGGAGUCCUUCAAGAACACGUAGCGGUGCGGGCGCGACCUCCUGGUGGCGAGCAGCUGCUUGGGCGCACGAUCGGGCUGUGUCCCCAGCGCAGUCGCCCGCCGGCGGUAAGGAAGAAAACCGCCCUGGGAGCAUCCAGCGCUGCAGGCGUUUCGCGCAUGCGCCAAGUGUGCCCUGUCCGCCCUGCAUGGCAUAUUCCCCUCCCUCCCUCCCUCCCUCCAUCCAUCCCCCUCUCUCUCUAUCCAGUUUCGGC
This is a messenger RNA of Prorocentrum cordatum, 898 nucleotides long. Lineage: Eukaryota; Dinophyceae; Prorocentrales; Prorocentraceae. The record is from the annotation of a GenBank genome assembly.